Messenger RNA from Lotus japonicus, 968 nucleotides. Its product is annotated as GDSL esterase/lipase At5g62930-like. NCBI's taxonomy places the organism in Eukaryota, Viridiplantae, Streptophyta, Magnoliopsida, Fabales, Fabaceae. The record is from RefSeq and is a predicted model, not a curated record. The coding region runs from base 109 to 837 and encodes 242 amino acids. The transcript is spliced from 6 exons. Gene Ontology annotation, molecular function: hydrolase activity, acting on ester bonds.
AAGGUUGGGUGAGUGGUGGGUUUUUGCAUGUACUUUUUGUGCUUUUUUAAUAAUAAAAUAAUGGUGUAAGAAACAGAACAAAAUCGCAUUUAGCACGUGGAUACGAGGAUGAGGGAAAAGAUCGUGUUGUUUGGAGACUCCAUAACAGAGGAAUCUUUCGGAGACAAAGGAUGGGGUGCUUCUCUUGCCAAUGCCUAUACUCGCAAGGCUGAUGUACUUAAUCGAGGGUAUGAUGGAUAUAACACUAGAUGGGCUUUGUUCUUGCUGAAACAUCACUUCCCUCUGGACACUCCUAAGCAACCUCUUGCUGCCACAGUUUUCUUUGGUGCUAAUGAUUCAGCUUUGUCAGGAAGAGCCUAUGAAAAGCUACAUGUACCUAUUGAAGAGUACAGACAGAAUCUUAGAAAAAUUGUUCUACACUUGAAGACAUGCUCUCCGUCUAUGCUAAUUGUGCUUAUUACUCCACCUCCAAUUUCUGAGGAAGCACGUCUAGCACAUUUAAGAUCCUUAUAUGGUGAGAAUGCUCCAGAAUUGCCUGAAAGAACAUAUGAAGUAAUUGGUCAGUAUGCGAAGGCAUGUGUUGAGAUAGCUAAGGAAAUGGGUUUGCCAUAUAUCAAUCUGUGGUCUAAAUUGCAAGAAACUGAUGGCUGGCAAAAGAAAUUUUUGAGAGAUGGGUUGCACCUGACACCAGAAGGAAAUGCAGCAGUGUUCCAAGAAGUAAUAAAGGUGUUCAAUGAAGAAGGGCUUUGUGCUGAUAAAAUGCCAUAUGAUUUCCCUGUCUACUCAGAAGUUGAUGACAAAAAUCCUCAGAGCUCUUUAAGCAUUCCAUUGGAGUAGUGCUCUCAUUCCACCCCCCUUUUUUGGCUCAACAGUAGUGCUCUGGCUAAGUCUUGCAAUUUUAUACACUGUUUUAUUUGGUGACCUUGGAUUUUCGGGUUUUAAUGCAUUUAAUUUAAUUUAUAUGCACU